This is a messenger RNA of Penicillium cataractarum, 1284 nucleotides long. Its product is annotated as adaptin-binding domain-containing protein. Gene Ontology annotation, biological process: vesicle-mediated transport. Gene Ontology annotation, molecular function: protein-macromolecule adaptor activity. The record is from RefSeq and is a predicted model, not a curated record. NCBI's taxonomy places the organism in Eukaryota, Fungi, Ascomycota, Eurotiomycetes, Eurotiales, Aspergillaceae. The coding region runs from base 1 to 1284 and encodes 427 amino acids. The transcript is spliced from 3 exons.
AUGACCCCCAUGGCAUCCGGCAUCUCCCCCGUGGAGCCAUCCAAGUCGCAAUCCAAGCACAUCGCCAACCCAAGACGCCUACUCAUUCUCACCCCAACAUCCCAAUCGCUCUCAAUAAUCCCUCCUCUCCUCCACUCUCUCACCGGUGUACCAGUCAUCGACCCCCCACAACACGAUUCCACCUCAGAAUCCCCAUCGCAAACCCCGCCCCAACCCUCUGAUAAUACAUCCACACCCACCACUACAACUACAACCUCUUUCGCCGGAUAUACAACCCACAGUCCACUCCGCCUAGAUACGAAAUAUUACUCCGCAGAGAUCCCGCUAUGGGUCGACGAGAUACCCCUCACAACUGAGACCCCCGCACCCGCGGCAGCAGAUCCUACGAAUACAUCCGAACCAGGCCAAUGGCGCACCGAAUUCCUCAGUGAAGAAGCCGAGAUUGUCCGCGACGCCGUCGGCGCUCUGGUCGUCUGCGUACGCAGUCCAGAGCUUAAACAGGCCACCCCGUCUACCGCGGACGCAGACACAGACCCCGCGAGUCGCGCAGAUGUCCGCGCGGUACUAGAUUUAAUGCGCGACGUUGGCGCUGUGAAGAGCUGUAUUGAUGAGGAGCGGGGCGGGAAUGGAGAUGUAGUUGGUGUGUUUGUUUUGGUGGGGAGUCGGAGUUCAGCUGCGCCGAAGAGUUCUGCGCCGGAUGAGGAGAGGGCGUUGGAGUUGGGGGUUGAUGAUGUGGAUUUGGGGGAUGGUGCUGCGGAUACGCCGUUCUCGGUGGGUUGGUGGGAGGAUCAGUUGUUUGAUUUGGAUCUUUUUGGAUGGGAGGUUGUUGAGUGGGAUCCUGCCGAGCAGGGUGUUGAGAAGACGAGGAAUAAGUUUGGAGAGUAUGAAGGUAUGCCGCGCAUCAAGGAAGUACUGGAGACGCAUGACUGGAGUACAUCCGGAGGUGCAGACGAUCUCAACGAUGCAGAUCUCGACUUCGCUGAUGAUCUCGAGGAAGAACUUCUCGGAUUCGGGAGAUCAUCGCAUACCAGUGGCUUCGGUCAUGAGGUCCAAGAAUUGGAGCGUGAGAUGAUGGGUCUAAGGAUGGCCAUUGAGCGUGGUGGCGGUGAUGGCGAUGAAGGUGAUAUUGAUGGUGAUGAUGCGGAUGGGGAGCUUAAGGUCGAGUCGAUUGAGACUCUUAUGAUGCGGAUGCAGGCUAUUCGAGAUAUGGGAUCGGAACUGCCUGAAGGUGAACGGAGGAAGUUUGCUGCAAAGGCUGUAUCAGAUAUUAUGCGAGAACUAUAG